GUAUUUCCUAAUUUCUUCCUUAAUUUUUCUUGAAGUUAAUAAUAAAGUAUGUAGGUAAGUACCUGUAAUAAUAUAUGGAUGAUAAGAUUGUAAAAAAAUGUUCUCUCAGGUCGUUGUACUAUUAUUUUAUACUUCAUUUACAAGUCAUUUAAAUUAAUUAAAAAUUGAGUUCAUUCUCUUUGACAUUUUUACAUAGUGCAUACAAUAUAUUACAUAUAUUCAAGGAUUCCGAGAAGCCUAGAAAAAAUACUUCCUAAAAAAGUGGUUGUCUGGUGAAAAAAUUGCAGGGCGAAAGAUUUCUUAUAAGAUUUGUUUCGAAUCUCAUCUCAUUAUGCCUUUCUUUAAAAUAACACACUACAUAUACCAUCUUCACACUGACAAUGAGUUUUAAAAAAAUUUGCUUGACCCUUUGAUUGGAGUUUUUAUGCACCUAUCGUAUUGGGUAAUUUUUAACGAUUUCAUCAACAUUUCUUUGGACACAUUUUUAAUACAUCAUAAUAACAAUUUAGCUCAGCUCUUUUUGAUAAGGAAAAGAAGAAAGUCAAGAUCACAGAUACAUAUAUGAACAAUUUAAAAAAGGUAUAUCUGAAGGAAUAUAAAAUAUAUAAAAAAGGCAUUUCUUGGAGGAAGUUUAUUAAGUUUCUCUGAUAAUUUAAUACACCUAGACCUCGGCAAACAAUCCCCCCUUGAUCGCAUGUUGAUCUUCUCGUAUUCCCCCACCACUUCAACCGCAUGUUUUUGUUCAGAAAACAUCGAAACCGCCACAAUUCAGCAAUCUCUCGAGAAGGCAUAUAAAAGAGACUACCUUUACUUGCCAAAGAGUUAGUUGGGAACUAAUAACUAUGCUGUGAAUGGUGUAUAGAACUACAGUGAUUUACUCUAACUAGCACAGCAAGUGAGAAAAUAAAUUACAAAUAUAAUUGAGAACUGUAUUUUAGUUUAUAUUUUAAGGUGAAGUGAAUUAAGUGAGAUGCGUCUUAUAAAGAGUUUUACUGCUGUGAAGCAGAUCUUUGCAUUGGGAAUUUUACUAUCAACAUUUAAUUUUAAAGUUUUCUCUUCAUUUGCACAGAAUAUACACCGAAGAUUCCCACCUGACUUUGUAUGGGGUGUUGGAAGUUCAUCAUAUCAAAUUGAAGGAGGAUGGAAUGAAGGUGGUAAAGGAGAAUCCAUCUGGGAUCGUUUAACUCAUGAAUAUCCAGAGAAGAUAGUUGAUCAGAGUAAUGGUGAUAUCACUUCAGAUAGUUUUCAUCAGUGGCGAAGAGACGUUGAAAUGGUGAAGGAAAUGGGAGUUCAUGUGUAUCGAUUCUCUCUUUCUUGGACACGAAUAUUACCAACUGGAAUCAUUAAUAAUGUUAAUAAGGCCGGCAUCCGAUAUUACAGCGAUCUCAUAGAUGAACUCAUACGUGCUAAUGUUACUCCAAUGGUGACUCUCUAUCAUUGGGACCUUCCUCAAAGAUUACAGGAGAUGGGUGGUUGGACAAAUCCUGAAAUGAUUUCGUAUUUUGAGGAUUAUGCAAGAGUUGCUUUUGAGCAGUUCGGUGAUCGAGUUAAAAUAUGGACAACGUUCAAUGAACCAUGGCACGUUUGUGAGCAAGCAUAUGGGCAAGAUUAUAUGGCACCUUCUUAUGAUUUCCCAGGAAUUCCUAGUUACUUAUGUGGUCAUAAUCUCCUGAAAGCUCACGCGGAGGCGGUACAUCUUUACAGGAAUCGAUUCUUGCCAACUCAAAAUGGAAAGAUUGGAAUUACAGUAGACACGUCAUGGCAGGAACCUAAAACGGACAGCGACGAGGACAAGGAGGCUUCUGAAAUGGGAAUGCAAUUUUACAUUGGCUGGUUUUGCCAUCCAAUAUUCUCGAACAAUGGAAACUACCCUCAAUUGAUGAUAGAUCGUAUAGAUGCUUUAAGUAAGCAACAAGGUUUUCCCAGAUCUCGCUUACCGAAAUUUACACCAGAAGAAAUAGACAGAAUCAAGGGUACAUCCGACUUUUUCGGCAUCAACACCUAUACCACAGUCCUUGUGCAGAAAAAUGACAGAAACAACACCAUUGGUCAUAGGGUUCCUUCAUUUCAGCACGACAUGAACACAGUGGAAAGUAAAGAUCCUGUAUGGCCUAGAGGUGCUUCUGUAUGGCUUCAUGUUGUACCAUUUGGUAUGUACAAAUUACUCAAUUGGAUCCGCAAAGAAUACGACAAUCCCCCGGUCUAUGUGACAGAGAAUGGCUAUUCAGACUAUGGAGGUACUAAGGAUAUUGGUCGGGUCAAUUAUUAUAAUUCUUACCUCGAAGCAGUUCUUGAUGCUAUUGAAGAUGGAUGCAAUGUUAAGGGAUACAUAGCUUGGAGUCUUAUGGAUAGCUAUGAAUGGAAAGCUGGUUUUACAGAGAAAUUUGGACUUUAUCAUGUCGAUUUUAAGAAUCCGAAUAGAACAAGAGUGCAAAAGACGUCCGCCAAAGUUUUUGCAAGGAUUAUAAGAACAAACAAAAUUGAUUGGGAUUAUCAGCCAGAACCCGAAGUUUUUAUCCCAUCAAGUGGCAAUAGAAAUUUAUGCCAAGUAUCCUAUACGCUAUCCUUGGUCUUAUUUUUUGUUGCUUUAUUAGUUCGAUAAGAGAAAAUUUUGUGAUAUCGAAAUAAAAGUUUUUUUUAAAUUAAAAA
This is a messenger RNA of Lutzomyia longipalpis, 2649 nucleotides long. RefSeq names its product myrosinase 1. NCBI's taxonomy places the organism in Eukaryota, Metazoa, Arthropoda, Insecta, Diptera, Psychodidae. The record is from RefSeq and is a predicted model, not a curated record. Gene Ontology annotation, molecular function: beta-glucosidase activity. The coding region runs from base 971 to 2602 and encodes 543 amino acids. Gene Ontology annotation, biological process: carbohydrate metabolic process. The transcript is spliced from 7 exons.